UUCUAAUCAUUUGAUUUUGAACAACAGAUAAUUAGGCAAGCAGCACAAUACUGGAAUAGAAAUUAAUCAUGGAUUACACAACAAAUCAAGCAGUAACCAUGACGACCAAUGCUACAGAAUUCAAUAAGACUUAUGUAAAAUUGGACACAUGGGACAUUGUUACUGUUGUACUGUAUUUUGUAUUUGUAAUUGCUGUGGGAUUAUAUGCAAUGUGCAGAUCGAACAGAGGGACGGUCACAGGAUAUUUUUUGGCUGGAAGAUCCAUGCUGUGGAUGAUGGUUGGAGCCUCUCUUUUUGUGAGCAACAUUGGAAGUGAACACUUUAUCGGAUUGGCUGGAUCUGGUGCUGCAGUAGGACUCGGUGUUGCUGCUUGGGAGAUCAAUGCUCUGAUGAUUUUACAAUUACUUGGAUUCUUCUUUGUUCCUGUAUACAUAGCUGGAGGUGUUGUGACAAUGCCAGAAUAUUUGUCGAAAAGAUUUGGCGGAAGAAGACUUCGAGUAAUGAUUGCUGUUUUGUCUCUCCUGUUGUAUAUAUUCACUAAAGUAUCGGUCAACUUGUACUCUGGAGGACUUUUUAUUCAACAGUCACUCGGCUGGAAUAUCUAUCUUUCCAUGAUAGGUUUAAUUUUCAUCACUGCUAUAUUAACUGUCACUGGAGGUCUGGCCGCUGUCAUAUACACUGAUACAUUGCAGGCAGUAUUGAUGAUUGGUGGAGCAACCACGUUAACGAUACUAAGUUUUAUUCAAGUUGGCGGAUAUGAAGGAAUGAAGGAGGAGUACAUGGAUGCAAUUCCACAGAGUACAAUUGAUGGAAAAACUAAAGGAUGUGGAGUUCCAUACAAUGAUUCAUUUGUGAUGCUGCGUGAACCCAGUGAUGAAAACAUGCCAUGGAUUGGAUUUUUGAUUGGUCAAACGCCUGCUUCCAUCUGGUACUGGUGUACAGAUCAGGUAAUUGUACAACGAGCUCUUGCUGCAAAAAGUUUAUCUCAUGCUCAAGGAGCGACAUUACUCGCUGGUUUCAUCAAAAUUCUUCCCAUGUUCAUCAUGGUUAUGCCAGGAAUGAUCAGCAGAAUAUUAUAUACUGAUGAAGUUGCAUGUGUCGAUCCUGAUAUUUGUUAUGAAGUUUGUCAAAGUACAACAGGAUGUAGCAAUAUUGCAUUUCCUAGGCUUGUAUUAGGUGUUAUGCCUACAGGUGCGAGAGGUCUUAUGAUGUCUGUCAUGAUUGCUGCAUUGAUGAGUGAUUUGGACUCAAUAUUUAACAGUGCAAGCACAAUUUUUACCAUCGAUAUAUGGAAGCGAGUUAUCAGAACAAAAGCUGGAACUCGAGAAAUGAUGAUAGUUGGUAGAGUGUGGGUGUUAGUUAUGGUGGGACUCAGUAUUGCAUGGAUUCCACUUAUGCUGGAACUUCAAGGAGGUCAACUAUUUCUCUCAAUUCAAGAAAUCAGUGGAUAUCUGUCUCCUCCCAUUGCAGCUGUGUUUUUAACUGCUGUUUUGUGGACCCGAUGCAAUGAACAGGGUGCGUUUUGGGGAUUAUUGACUGGGAUUGCUGUUGGUUUGAUUCGAAUGUUUAUUGUGUUCGCUUAUCAGUCUGACGCAGGAUCCUGUCUCACCAUUGAUAAAAGGCCGGAAUGGUACCAGAUAUUAAUAGGAAGACUUCACUUCAUGUAUUUUGCUUUUAUCCUGUUUGCCAUAACAAUUAUAGUUGCAGUCAUUGUAAGUUUGCUUACAGAAAAACCGACAAAACAACAGAUUUCCCGAAUUACCUGGUGGACUAAAAAUUGGAAAGAACGAAGAGAUGAUUUGUUAGAAGAUGAGACUGAAAUGAUGAAUUUAUCAGAAAAAAAUGAAAAAUCAAAACUAGAUGAAGGGAUUGAGGAAGAGAAUGAGGGGAAGGUUAGUAUAUGGAGAAAAGGCUACGAAUGGUUCUGUGGAUACAGUGACACAACAACAACGGAGCAUCAAACAUAUGAAGAGAAGAAGCAAAGCAUCGCGAGAAUUACAAGCAUUGAACAAGAUCCAAAAGCAGUCAUCCUUUUGCGUAGUCUUCUAAUUGUUAUAUUGUCCAUAGGAAUUUUCAUCUAUGUGUACUUUUCCACAUAGAAUAAAUACUACUAGAAUUAUGUUUGUUACAAUGGCACAGAGAAUUCAUUUCUCAAUAUAACUUUUUUAGUUCUAAUAUUGAUCAUGAUACCAACAAUAUUCAACCCAACCUAUUGUUCGGCAUUUGCAGGUAAUUACUCUUUGUGCAAGAUUGUCAUGAUGCAAUUAAUAGGAAUAUGCAUAAAACUUAAUAAAAGUUCGAAAUAAUUCAAAAUUGCAUGCAUUCAUUCUUACGAUAGUCUUUGUAUUGUGUAACACUUUAAUCUUCAAUUUCAUAUUUAGGAAAUCAACAUGCUUUGCAUCGGAGCCUUAAAAUUUAUACUCGAAUUCGUUUUAUUUCUUAUUGCUCAGAUAGCGUGAUGCAAAUAAUGAAUUAAUUUAUCACUAAAAAUCCAUCCAUUAUUGUCAUUUCAAAUUAAUGUGUCUGUUUUUGUCGUGUCAUAUUGCUAAACCAUAUAUUGCAAAAAUUGCUUUGUCUUAUGUUAUGUUGUUUUCCUAAAUACAAUGAAGUGCAAAGUCUUCAUCAAAUUACCUCUACUAUCAUGCUACAUUUUCUAUGCAUUUUAAAUUAAAGUGACUUCUCACAUUUUUCCACAUGUCAAUACACCGCACAUUGAUGUCCGCUCUCUACAUCGCCAGAUAUAGUUGUUUAAAAUGAAUUGCACAAAUUUGAAAUUGAGUAACACUGUAAGAAGCAAAUCUUUUCACUUUUGAAACUUAUGUCAUUCUUAGUCGCAUACUGGCUUCACUUUUUUCACUGAAUGCUUAAUUUGCUUAAAGCAGUCUCAAGUCCGUACUAUAACCAUGACAAAUAGAUAAUUUUUUCACAUAUUAAACAUUUUGUCUUAGGAGCAUGCUUAAUACAAUGGAGAGCAAAGAUUAUUGAAAGGAAUCUACCAUAAUAUAAUUAUAACUCUUACCUAUUAAUGUGUAAAAAAUGAAUUCAAAAUAACAUAGAAUUUAAAUUAUGAAACACAUUUUUAUUGCAAUUUACAUGGGUAUACACUACCGGCUAUUCUUCUUUUAGCUGGAUUUGCAGUCAUCCUCGCUUUGUCUUUUUUUUUUUCUAAAAUUUUGUUGUGUUUUUGACUUGAUUGGUGUGCCUUCGUGGUUAUCAAUCUACCGUAUAUUUCGGAUUUUAUGGAUUCGGCCCAGGAACGAUGUUGCUCAAUAUUAUUAAAAAAAGAUUCAAUGUAGGCCUAAUUAGAAUUGUGCAGUUUGAAUAUAAUUGAGGUUUUAUCUUGGUACAUCAUAACUUUUUUAUUUUCACAUAUGAAACAAUGUUUGUGACUUUUUAAAGCGGCUUGUAUUUAAAACCACCCGAUCUAGGAUGUUUCUUCUCUAAUAAUUACUGUACAAUUUUUGUAGGCAAUUUUUUAUGUUAUUGUUUUUAAAAUUUCUACUUGCUAUUAGAAUCACAAACAAAAUCCACAUGUAUUUGUAAAGUUCACUAUUUCACAGAUCGUUUUAUUUUGUGUUUUGGGCAAUUGUUUUUGCAUGUUGCACGAAUUUUCGGCCAUCAAACGGGUAUCUUCUAAAAGUUAAUUCACCUGGUCAACCUAGUAUUUUAGUAUUAGCCGAAAAUUAUAUAAUAGGUUACUUUUUUACAGAACCCAGAAAUGUACUUUUAGUAUAUUGAAUAUUCUUCAAGGCCUAAACAUCGAGUGAUUCCUAAUCAUAUAUAUAUAUGUGUAUUCAAAAAGUGAUGCAAUUUACAAUUUUUUUAUUCGUCAUUCAGUUAACUUAAGAUCAUCGUCAGUCAAAACAUAAUAAAAUCACAUUUUCUUCAA
Molecule: messenger RNA, 3889 nt
Organism: Styela clava
Lineage: Eukaryota; Metazoa; Chordata; Ascidiacea; Stolidobranchia; Styelidae
Product: sodium/myo-inositol cotransporter-like
Biological process (GO): inositol metabolic process; transmembrane transport; myo-inositol transport
Cellular component (GO): plasma membrane
Molecular function (GO): D-glucose:sodium symporter activity
Source: RefSeq, a predicted model, not a curated record